Molecule: messenger RNA, 1310 nt
Organism: Saccostrea echinata
Lineage: Eukaryota; Metazoa; Mollusca; Bivalvia; Ostreida; Ostreidae
Product: beta-1,3-galactosyltransferase brn-like
Exons: 2
Coding region: 78-1190 (370 amino acids)
Cellular component (GO): membrane
Molecular function (GO): UDP-glycosyltransferase activity; hexosyltransferase activity
Source: RefSeq, a predicted model, not a curated record
CAAUAAUGCUUCCUGGAUAGCUCAACAAAAGAAACAGUUUGGUUUGCCAGGAGUCGCAUUAGGUUUAAAUCUUAGUCAUGAUGUUACUCAGGUGUGCUAUUAGAUUUUACAGAUCCCUCAGGCUAGUCCCAACUAUGCGAAUUCAUAACCUCAUCUCUAGUUACUCAAAAAUAAGGAAUUUGAAUCGGCUUUUCCUUAGCCUUUCAGUAUUCUGCAUUAUAAGCGUUUGUUACUUUGGACACAUGGUGUACGAAAGUUACAUCUACACAUGCAGCAAAGACUAUGGAUAUUCCAAAUAUAAGUUUGACAAUUUAGACAAUAUAACCAUCAGUCCCAUUAAUAUUCACCCAUAUAAGUUCAAACUUUUAGCAGAGUCCUUGUGUAAUACCAUUCCAGAGGUAUAUCUUUUAGCAGUGGUAAAGUCCGCAACUAAAAACUCAUACAAGAGACACUGCAUUAGACAGACCUGGGGAAGGGAGAGUAACUCGGGGAAUAGGAGACUGGUUUUUAUCCUGGGAUACAAUGAAGAAGACCAAACACAAGUAGAAUCAGAGUCUAGACAGUUUAAUGACAUCAUUCAAGAAAAUUUUCAAGAUGGAUAUUGGAGCAACACAUACAAAAUGGAAAUGGCAUUUAACUGGAUAACUAAAUAUUGUAGUAAUGCCAAAUAUGCUGUAUUCGUGGAUGAUGAUAUGUAUCUGAAUAUGCCAAAUACUCUAAAAUAUCUUCAUUCUGUGGAUGAAAGAAAAGUGGAGAAUCUUUACAGUGGACUUGUAGUGGAAAAACCAUUUCCCACAAGAGAUUACUUUAAUAAACAUUACAUAUCCCGACAGGAUUAUCCAUUGGAUUGCUUCCCUCCAUACAUACCGUCUGGAACAGUAUUUUUUAGCAAGGCUGUCAUCCGAAAAAUUCAAAAAUUGAUGCCAUAUAUUCCUCAUUUUCGAGAGGAUGAUGUAUAUUUAGGCAUGGUUGCUCAAAAAUCUGGAGUUACACCAUCAAAAAUCAAUUUUCUAAUUGGACUGGGAGAUGAUAGAUCAGAUCUCAAGUUUCUGCCAUGCUUGAUUUCUGAUCAUGGAUACACAACAUUAGAAAUGUUUCAAUCUGCCUAUAAUGAGACACACUCCAAAAAUUUAACAGUUGAAAAAAUCAUGGAGGUAUGCAUACACAGCAGUAAAGUUAAGGAGCUGUGAAUCAGCAGAAUUAAUUUAUUUAGUGAAUAUGUUUUAUAUAUGGCAUUAUAUCUGGAAAAAAAACAGGGAUUUUGCUCGUGAGCUUUAAACAACAUCAGACUGACAAAUGAAUUCGAUAAA